GGCUUUUUGCGGCACCGUGCUGGAGGCUGGCGGCGUGGAUCCUCGGUCGGCGCCAGUCCUCUGCCUGUGUCCCAGCUUCUUCGGAAAGGCGGCAGUUUAGCGGUUUAAGGAGAACAGGGACCCAACUACGAUUCUCUCAGCGGUCUCCUUCUCCCGGGACUUUGAAAUGCUUUACCUGAUCGGCUUGGGUCUGGGAGAUGCCAAGGACAUCACAGUCAAGGGCCUGGAAGUUGUAAGACGCUGCAGUCGAGUGUAUCUGGAAGCCUAUACCUCAGUCCUGACCGUAGGGAAGGAGGUCCUGGAAGAGUUUUAUGGAAGAAAAGUGAUUCUUGCUGAUAGAGAAGAAGUGGAACAAGAAGCAGAUAAUAUUUUAAAGGAUGCUGAUAACAGUGAUGUUGCAUUCCUUGUAGUUGGUGAUCCAUUUGGGGCCACAACACACAGUGAUCUUAUUUUGAGAGCAACAAAACUGGGAAUCCCUUAUCGAGUUAUUCAUAAUGCCUCCAUAAUAAAUGCUGUUGGCUGCUGCGGUUUACAGUUGUAUAAGUUUGGAGAGACCGUUUCUGUUGUUUUUUGGACAGACACUUGGAGACCAGAAAGCUUCUUUGACAAAGUGAAGAAGAACAGGCAGAACAGCAUGCAUACAUUAUGCUUACUCGACAUCAAAGUAAAGGAGCAAUCUUUGGAAAACCUAAUCAAGGGAAGAAACAUCUAUGAACCUCCUCGGUUUAUGAGCGUAAACCAAGCAGCCCAGCAAUUUCUAGAGAUUGUUCAGAAUCAAAGGAUACAAGGAGAAGAACCAGCAGUCACGGAGGAGACACUCUGUGUUGGCUUAGCCAGGGUUGGAGCUGAGGACCAGAAAAUUGCAGCAGGCACUUUGCAGCAGAUGUGUACUGUGGACUUGGGAGGCCCAUUACAUUCCUUAAUUAUAACAGGAGACAACAUGCAUCCACUGGAAAUGGAGAUGUUAAGUCUGUUUUCUAUACCGGAAAAGAGCUCAGGAUCCCAAAGCAUUGAUGGACUCUGAACAUAGACGUUUUAUAUUAUCAGAUGUUAAUUUUGGUCAUUUAUGCAUGUAUACACACAUAUUUGUAUAACAAAUGAAAAGGUCUUUUGGUUUACCUAGUAAGUGUAAAACAAGUGACCAAGAAGAAAAAUGUUGACUCAACAGUGCUUGGUUUCCUGUGGCUAUGAGUUUUUUCCCUAUGAUAUCAUUGGUUUUUGUUGCUCCUUCAGCAGUUUCUCAGGAUGUACACACAUUUAGCAGACUAACCCUGAAAACUUACAGACAGACAUCCUUAGAACAGAGUUGAGUAAGAACAGUUUUUACUUAUGAAACCAGUUCAUACAAGGUGGAAUAUUCUUCUGUCUUAAAAAAGUCAGCUGUUCUGACUGCAAGGUGAGCUGUACUGACAGCAGUUGGUAUUAGUACAUGUAAACAGAGGUGGGAAGAAUAAGUCCCCACCCAACAGUUCUACUUACUUAAGCCCUGCUGAGCACAUGCCACAAAAUGACAUCCUUCUGAGUCGCCUUGUCUUGUUCAGCUGACAUCCUAAUUAUAUGGCUCAUAUUCUGCUGUAUUUUGGAGGUUAUAUUGUUCAGCCAGCCAUGUACAGUUACUGUUCGGUUUUAAAUAGCGUCUUUCACAUCCAAGCUAACAAAUGGAAAACUUGCUGACCACAAAAUACAAUUAAAAAAUUUUUUAAGUUUAAAGACAAUGGAGAUUUGUCAUAUCACUUUAACUCAUUUAAUAUGCCACUGUAUGUAUGAAAGUCAUAUUCUUCUUACUAGUUAUAAAUAACACUCCAUUUAUUAUAUGUCAUGAUAACAGAAUUUUAUACUUUUGGUUAGUUCACAACAGAAGUAGUGUUUCUACAUGUUAGUAAUUGGUCAAACUCAGUAUUUCCAUGGUCUAAUCAACUCACCUGACUUCUUUGCUCAACAAAUUCAUUGGAAGUUGAACAAAUACAUCUCUACUUCCUGGGAACAUCAAUUAACAAGAGACUGUUUUGACUUAUUUCAUUUGAGAUAAAAGAUAUUUUAAUAUAUAUGAAAUAUUACAUUUUUUAAUCUAUUGGAUACAAAAGGAAAGAGAGCAAAAGAUGUUUAAUUACCAAUUCUGUAUUGUUUUCCUCUGAAACAUUAAACCAAACAUUGGUGGAUUAUAAAAUGAAGGACUGACUUCUGGUUUUGGUAAUGGUGGAAUAGCUUGUAAUAUACAAACUCCCCCAGUUAUAAACUCUGGACAAAAUAUAGUAACUGUAUAAAGGCACUGAGAAGUGAGCAAAAGCAGGCUGAGAACUAUAAUACCUAAUGACUUUUCCCCUCAGGGCAAUCCCCAGUCUGUCUGGUGAGGGGUGGCUAGAACUGAAGAGAAAAUUGCAGCUUUACUGAUUUGAGGUGUUAAAGGAAUUGGAGACUGCUAAAGAGCUAUAAUUGAAGGAGGAAAUCCUAAAAGAGAAGAUGGUACUGAGGGAGGAGUCUACCAACCUGCAUAUAAUCUCCUUUUAAAUCUUUGGCUAACUCCUGAACUGUGCAUAUGCAGAGAAGACUCCCAUCAAACCUGGUGGAAAGCCAUAGCUGGAAGGCUGUAAAAGCUAAACAGAGAUUGUUAACUCUACUGCAAGAAAAAACAGUUUCAAGUUUUAAUCCUGACAAGUCUGAUGGCUUGAUAAGCACUUUAGGCUUUUCAUCAAAUCCCUAGAACGGUCAUGUAAUAGCUAAAGACUAUGACCAAGACUAAGAAUUUGGGCUAAAGCAAAAGACAAAACCUUUAACAUAAUGUAAAAUCAAGCCUCCAUAAAAUCAAGGUGAUUAGCCAAUAAUUUAAUUGCCUGCUAGAACAAAAGUUAACACUUCCAUAGCAUGAUAACAAAAUAAGUCUCUUUAGCAUAUCAACAAUGACCAAAAUACAAUACAAGGCAUGCAAAUAAACAGGAAGAUAAAAUUUAGAGUAAAAACAAAAGCCAAAAAACCCACAUUAGAAAGAAAUUUUAACAAUCCAGAUAGUAGAAUUAGCAGACAAGAAUUUUAAAGUAGCUUUUAGAAGUAUGUUCAAACUUGUAAUAAAUGACUAGAGAGGGUACUCUCAGCAAAGAAAUGGAAACAAAACCCAAAUGGUUGGGCUUAACAGCAGAGUGCUGAUGACGAAUAGAAAUUAUCUUGUCUAAGGAAUAAAGGAAAAAGAGAGAAGGAAAAAAAGUCUCAGUCCCAAGAGGGGCAAUAUCAAGCAGUUCAACACAUAUAUAAUUGAAUUCUCAGGAGAAGAGAAAAAAUAGAGCAGAAAAAUGAGUAAAGGCCAAAUGUUUCUAAGUUUGGUGAAACUGUCAAUACACAACCCCAAUAAGCUCAGUGAACUUCAAGCAGGAUAACUAUAUAAAAGAAACCCAUAACACCUAACACAUCAUAGUUAAAACUGUUGAAAACCAAAGAAGAGAAAAUCUUCUACCAAUAGUGUAGUGGGGAAACCAUUACAUACAUGGGAGCAGUAAAUGUCGAGUGCUUCUCAUUAGAACCAAAUGGAGGUCAUAAGACAAUGGGGGGACAUCUUUAAUGAAAAUAAGCAAAAUAAAUCCAAACCCUGUCAACCCAGAGUUCUAUAUCCAGUGAAAACAUACUUUAAGAACGAAGGCAAAAUAAUCUUCAUAACAGAAUUUGUCACAAGUAGACCUGUGCCUCAAGGGAAGUAGAGGGAGUUUUUUUUAGGCUGAAGGUAAAUGACAUCGGAUAGAAGGAAAUAAUAUGAAAAUAUAAAAGCCUAUCAAUUUUUUUGUGUGUGUUGUGUUUUUAAAAGACAACUAACAAUCAUGGUAUCCUGGCAUAUAUUUAGAUGCAACAUAUAUGUCAAUAGUAGCACAACUUGGAGUGGUUAAAGGAAUUUUAUAGUUGUAGAGUUCUUAUAUUUUACUUGAAGUAGUUGAAUAAUAACCAAAGUAGUCUGUGAUAAAUUGAGUAUAUGUAUUGUAAUCCCUUGACAGACACUACCAAAAAACAUGGCAGGAGAAAAAAAAAUUUUUUGAUGUAUUUUAGAGGAAUUUAAAUUGAACACUGAAGGAUAUACAAUUAAAGAAAGCAGGAAAGGAAAUAUAGGGCAAGAAACAUAGGGCAAAUAGAAAAUAUAGCAAAAUGGUGGACCUAAAUUCAAUGGAAUCAAUAAUUAUCUAAAAGUAUACCAACUAAACACUCCAAUUAAAAGGACUAGAUUUUUUAAGUCCCAACUGUAUUGUCUUUAAGAAUUAAACUUUAAAGACACAGGAUGAAAGUAAUGGGGAAAAAAUAGAUCAUACAAACAGCAUAAAAAAACAACUGGCUUGUAAUUCGCAAAACAGUCUUAAGAAAGAAAAAGUAUACUGGAGAUAAAGGACUUUUCAUAAAAAAGGGACAGUGCCUGAAGACGGAACAAUCCCAAGUGCAUUUGCAUUGAAUAACAGCUUCAAAAUACAUCAGGCAAAGAUCGGCAGAACUAAAGGGACAUGUAGAGAAACCCACAAAGUUGAGGAUUUUUGCAACCUUUCAGCAACUGAUAGACACAGGCAAAACAUCAGUGACAAUUUGAAGAUUUAAACACCACCAACUGUUCGGACCAAAUUGAUAGUGAUUGGUCACUGCACCAAACAGUGGUGGAAGAGACAUUAUUUUCAAGCAUGUGUAAAACAUUCAAGUAGAACAUACACUUGGCCACUAACAAUGAAAUUAAAAAUUACGAACAAAAAGAUGUCUAGAAGAAUCCCAAAAUUAAAGCAUAAAAGGUGAGAACUUGUGGGAUGCAGAAAAAGUAGGGCUAAAAGAGAAAUUUAUCGUUUUAGAAGCCUGUAUUAGAAACAGUUGUAAAAUCAAUGUUCCUAGAAUACUAGAAAAAGAAGAGCAUAUUAAACAGUAAACGGAAGGAAACAAUGAACAUGAGAGCAGAAAUCAGUGAAACAAAAUGGACAAAAUAAAAUUAACAAAGCCAAUAGAACAUAAAAAGUUCAAAUGGCUAACAGUAAAGAGUUGCAGGAAUAUGGAGUAACUGAAAUUUGUAUGUUGGUAGUAAUAUAAGGUGGCAGAAGUACUUUGGAGUAUAGUUUACUGUUUCUUCUAAAACCUCAUGAACUACCAAAAACCAUUCCUAGGUAUUUACCCAAAAGAAAUGAGAACGUACAAAACUGUACAUGGAUGUUCAUAACUUUAUAUAUUCACUCAUAGUCCCAAACAGGAACCAGGCCAUGUGUCCAUCAACAGGAGAAUGGAUUUAAAAAUUGUGGUAAGUUUUACAAUGGAAUAUGAUUUUGCAAUAACACAAAAUGAACUAUUGACUCACAACAUGAAUGAAUUUCAAAAAUAUGUUAAGUCAAGCCAGAACACAAAAGAGUACAAUUCUACUACUAUGAAGUUUAGGAACUGGCAAAACUAAUCAAAAGAAAACAGUGGUUGCCUCUGGAGAGAAGAGUGGUUGGAAGGGGCUAGAAAGGAACCUGGGAUAAAGGAAAUGUUCUGUUUCUUGGUAGGGGUGUUGGUUGUACAGGUAUUUACAUUUACUGAAGCUCAUUCAAUUGUAUAUAGAUUUAGGAUCUGUGCAUUUUUCUGUGUCAGGAUUACCAGAUAAUAUAGGAUACCCAGUUAAAUUGAACUUUAGGUAAGUUUUUUUUUUAAUACAAGCAUAUCCCAUUCAAUAUUUGGGACAUUUAUACAGUUGACCCUUGAACAACACAGGUUUGAAUUGCAUGAGUCUGUGUAUAUGUGGAUCUUUUUCAACAGAUGUAUCGGAAUUUCUUUCGGAGAUAUGUGACAGUUUGAAGAUCCAUUUUUCCAGCUUUGUUGUAAGAGUAUAGUAUAUAAUAUAACUACAAAAAUAUGUGUUGAUUAUGUUAUGGUUGAGGCCUUUGGUCGACAUAGGCUAUUGGUAGUAAGUUUUUGGCAAGUUAAAAGAUAUAUAUGAAGUUUUGACUGGGGGUGGGGGUCAGACUAUUAAAAAAAUGAUUAUUUGAAAUGGAAAUUUAACUGGGUUCUUUUAUUUGCUAAAUCUGGCAACCUUAUUCUGUAUGUAAUUUAGCCUCAAUUUAAAUGAAAUUGUGAAAUUAAAAAUGUGCAUUAUUCAUCAGGAAAAGGAUGAACAAUAUUGUUUUUGGUCUACUAUCAUGAAAUCCCAGUGUUGGGCAAUUAAAGUAGAAACACAUGAACUUUACAUACAUUUGCUUAUUUAGUAGUUUUUAGCUCUUCAAUGCUAUUAUUUUUCAGUGCUAUUUUAUAUUACCAUACAGUGAAACCACCCCUAUAAACUAGACACAGAACAGUUCCAUCACUCAAAGAAACUCCAUCCCAUUAUCCCUUAAUAUUCACCCCUUACCCACCCCAUAACCCUUGGUGACCAAGGAUCUGAUCUUUACAGCUUUGUCUUUUUGAGAAUAUCGUAUAAAUGGCACUGGCUUCUUUCAACACAAUGCCUCUAAGAUUCAUCCAAGUUAUUGUAUGUGUCAAAAGUUGGUUCCUUUUUAUUGUUUAGUGUUCUAUUUUAUAGAGAUACUACAAUUUGUCCAUUCACUAUUUCAGAGAGAUUUGAGUUUCUAUUUUUUAGCUACAAUGUAUAGAGUUGUUAAAACAUUCACAAACAGGUUUUAUGUAAAUAUGUUAUUUCUUUCAAGUGUAUACCUAGGAGUGGGAUUGCUUAGUCAUAUAGUAUAUGUACAUUUAAUUGUAUAAGAAACUGCCAAAAUGAUGGCAGAAUGGCUGCAUCAUUUUGCAUCCUCACUUGGGUUGUAAGAGUUCCCAUUGCUCUGUAUCUUUGUUAGCACUUCAUAUUGGCAGUAUUUUGCAUUUUAGCUAUUAUGAUAGGUGUAUGGUGGUAUCUCCUGGUAGUUCAAAGUCCCAUUUCCUUCAUGGCUAACGAUGUUAAACAUCUUUUCACAUGAUUAUUUACCAUUUUUAUUUCCUAUUUAAUGAAGCAUCCAUUCAUGUUUUUUGUCCACCUUUCAUUUGGAUUGUUUUCUUAUGGUUAAGUUUUAAGCAUUCUUUAUAUAAUUUUCUCUAUACAAGCUCUCAGAGAUGUAAUUUGCAAAUAUUUUCUCCCAUUCUAUAGCUUGUCUUUUUAUUCCCUAACCAUGUCUUUAGCACAGCAAAAGUCGUUCGUUUUGAUGAAAUCCAGUUUAUCAGUUUUCCUUGUGUGUUAAUCCAUCCAAGAACCCAUCAUCAAACUGAAGGACAUGUAAAUUUUAUCCUAUGGCUUCUUCUAAAAUUAUUAUAGUUUUGAAUUUUCCUUUAAAUUUGUGAUACAUUUUGAGUUAAUUUUUGUAUGAAGUAUGAGUGUAUGUAAAGGUCCAUUUUUUUCAUAUAGCUGUCCAGUGUCUCUAACAUUAUUUAUUUCUAAAAAGACUAUCCUUUCUCCAUUGAGCUGUUUAUACAUCAUUGUCAAAAAUUCGUUGACAGUCUUUGUGGGGAUUUUUGACUCUUUUUGCUGUUCUGUUCAUGUAUGUCUCUUGCCCUUCUGUGUUAACAAUCUUGAUUAUUUUAGCAUUAUGGUAUGUCUAAAAAAACAGUAUGAUUCCUCUAAUUUUAUUAUUCUUUUUUCUAACUUGUUUUGUCCUAGUUCCUGUGCCUUUCCAUGUUAAGUGUUAGAAUGAACUUGUAAUAAAGCUUGUGAGACUUUCAUUUUGUUUAUGAUGUCUUGAGGUUUAUUCUUAUUGGUGUUUGUUCAGCUUCUUGAAUGGAUCAGCAGAGUUGGAAAGUUUUCAGCCAUUAUUUCAAAUAUUUUUUCAGCACUGUAUUCUCCAGUACUAUAUGCAGUCUUUGCAACUUCGGUAACAAAAAUGUUAGACAUUUCUUAUUGUCUCACAGGUUCCCUGGGUCUUUUUCUUUUUUUAAGUUUAUUGUCUUUGUUAUUCAGAGUAGAUAAUUUUAAUUGAUCUAUCUUCCAUUUCAAUGACUCUUUCCUCUGCUCCAUUCUGCUGUUGAGUCCAUUCUGUUUGUUUUUUAAUUUGGUUAUUGUUAUAAAGUUACUAUUUGGUUCUUUUUUAUAUCUUCUAUUUUCUGUUUUAACAUUUAACAUCUGUUGCAAGAUUUGUGAUUGCUUGUUCAAGCAUUAUUAUAAUAGCUACUUUAAAGUCUGUCAGAUAAUUCCAAUAUUAAUGUCGUCCUAGCCUUGGCAUCUGGUGUUUUUCUUCUGCAAGUUGAAAUUUUUAUGGCACUCUCAAAUAAUUUUGGAUUGUAGCUUGGACGUUUUGAAUAUUAUGAGAUUUUGGUCUUGUUUAAAUUCUAUGGAGAAUGGCAAUCUUUUCAUUCUACCAGUCAGUCAGCCUGGUUAGGUUCAGGAUGCCAUGACGUAUCCGCCUUCUGUGGGCUAUGUAUGGUUCCAGUGUCAGUUCAGGUUUCAAGGACUGCAGUUCUCUUCAGACCUAGCUCAGCUUAGUGCCAGUCUGGGGCUUAGCCAAUUAGAUAGAUUAGUUCUAAAGGUCUUUUGGUAUGCUAAGUAGGCUCAGAUCCAAACACUAGUGACUUGAGGAUGAUCCUUAGUGUUCACAAACAACUUUAUGAGUUUGCUUUCCCAUGCCCCUGCUCUAGGGUGCUUCCUUGUUACUUCCUGGUUCCUUAGACUCCCCUUUUGGGCCUCUGGGUAGAAACCUGGGGUUCUAGUUACUGUACUCCAUUGCUCUCUCUCAUACCUUCACGAUUAAUCCUGACCGUGUGGAGAUUAUAAGCUCUGCCAAACAGAAAAGUUCCCCUGAAUUUUAGCUUUUAUGGGUUUUUAUAGCUAUUGGCCACCACUACAGGAUUACCUGGGGGUGUCUUUGGAAGCCAGUGAGAAGUCUUUGUUCCAGGUAGUAUCUUUGCUCUGUUUUUUAAGUUCUAUGAAAGUCAGUAUGACCUGUGUACAAAUUAUUGUUCAAGAGGAAGUAGUAUGAUCCAUAGGACAGAUAACCCCUUUGAAGCUGAACAGUAAUCUGAUCUAACUUAAUGAGCCUGGGGUGGGGAAACAUGAUGGCUAAUCGGACAGACCUUAUUUUAUCAUUUUCAAAGUGACUAUGAUAUAUUCAAAUGUCUAAGCCAAAUGUAGGGUUUUAAUUGACAUGAAACUGUAUUAUGCUUAGAUGUGAAUCUGAACUUAUUUGUACAAUGUUACCCAUUUAAAAUACUAUUAGAUGCCUACACUACAUUUAUGCUUUUGAAUGCUUUUUGUAUUUUUUUUUUAAUCCUUUGGCUUUAGUAGUGUUUGCCUUACCAAAAGAACACAGUUCACUUCAACAGUCCAUACAGAAUCAUUUUCCAAAAGGAGUUAAACUUCAUACUAAAUUUUUCCAAUAAAUUAAGAUUGGCUAAACUAUCCCAGACUCAAUACAUUUGUUUAUUAUCCUAUUGUUACCAUUAUUACUCCUCCUGGUUAAAGGAAUUUAGCAGAUAAAGUUGAAAUGUACAUUUAAAAGUUGGU
Molecule: messenger RNA, 9394 nt
Organism: Manis pentadactyla (Chinese pangolin)
Lineage: Eukaryota; Metazoa; Chordata; Mammalia; Pholidota; Manidae
Gene: DPH5
Product: diphthamide biosynthesis 5
Exons: 8
Coding region: 167-1024 (285 amino acids)
Biological process (GO): protein histidyl modification to diphthamide
Molecular function (GO): diphthine synthase activity
Source: RefSeq, a predicted model, not a curated record